AGAAAGGGAAUAUACUAUUAGAAAGGGAGUACUGCCAUAUCCUUAGCACCAUCCCAUAGGUGCCAUUUUAGAUAUGAAAUUUAGCUUAGAGUCUAUUCGGAAAGAGAAGAAUAGUGAAACAUAUAAAAAAUAACUACAAAUGUAUUUUACAUGACUGAAACCAUUUUUUUAUUUUUUGUUACAAUUUAAAUUCUUUAAGUAAUAUUUUACAGGCGUUUAGAAAUUUACAACAUGAACUGGUCCAUGGAUGAGGGCCUAGACAACAUGAUCAUCAGUGGAGCCCUGUACGGAGUGCCUAUUGCUGUGGUGCGGGACCGGAAGCAGUUUGGCAGGAUUGCAACCACUGCCAAACCUGUCAUAACAAUUUACAACUGUGUAGGGAAUGUUAUAUCAAACAUUUUGUGGAACAGCGGAGUCCUGGUCCACAUGGGCUGGUCGGACGGGGAGCAGCUGCUGUGUGUGCAGGAGAGCGGAGAUGUGCUCGUUUAUGACAUGUUUGGCGCCUACCAGAAGACAUUCAAUAUGGGGCAAGAAAUUAGGGACACUAAGGUCAGCAAAGCACAGCUGUUCCCAAAUAGGACUGGCUCUAACACCAACCGCUGAGCAACAUCUCCGAGCCCAAAGUCAGGCCCGUACCAGAUCUGCCACAUGACGACACAGAGACUGUAAGGAACGUUUGUCUUAUGCUUCUGGCAUAUGUCAGAAACGUAUCGCCGGCUCGAAAACGGAAAGGCGCAGUGGCUCUGAAGUUUUC
Messenger RNA from Cydia splendana, 754 nucleotides. Its product is annotated as vacuolar protein sorting-associated protein 16 homolog. Bases 232 to 603 code for a protein of 123 amino acids. Gene Ontology annotation, cellular component: endosome; lysosomal membrane; cytoplasm. NCBI's taxonomy places the organism in Eukaryota, Metazoa, Arthropoda, Insecta, Lepidoptera, Tortricidae. The record is from RefSeq and is a predicted model, not a curated record. The transcript is spliced from 4 exons. Gene Ontology annotation, molecular function: actin binding. Gene Ontology annotation, biological process: endosomal transport; vacuole fusion, non-autophagic; intracellular protein transport.